AGUGAGGCGCGCCGAUCCGUUGUAGGGUUUGUGUGAGGCGCGCCAAUACGUUGUAGGGUUUUUGUGAGUCACGCCGAUCCGUUGUAGGGUUUGUGUGAGAACCGUCGAUCCGUUGUGGGGGUUGUGUAAGGCGCGCCGAUCCGUUGUAGGGUUUGUGUGAGGCACGCCGAUCCGUUGUAGGGUUUGUGUGAGUGUGGAGCGCGCCGAUCCGUUGUAGGGGUUUGUGUGAGUUGUGCCGAUUCGUUGUAGGGUUUGUGUGAGGCACGCCGAUUCGUUGUAGGGUUUGUGUGAGGCGCGCCGAUCCGUUGUAGGGGUUUGUGAGUUGUGCCGAUCCGUUGUAGGGUUUGUGUGAGGCACGCCGAUCCGUUGUAGGGUUUGUGUGAGGCACGCCGAUUCGUUGUAGGGUUUGUGUGAGGCGCGCCGAUCCGUUGUAGGGGUUUGUGAGUUGUGCCGAUCCGUUGUAGGGUUUGUGUGAGGCACGCCGAUCCGUUGUAGGGUUUGUGUGAGGGAUGCCGAUCCGUUGUAGGGUUUGUGUGAGUGUGGGGCGCGCCGAUCCGUUGUAGGGUUUGUGUGAGGCGCACCGAUCCGUUGUAGGGUUUGUGUGAAGCGCGCCGAUCCGUUGUAGGGUUUGUGUGAGGCGCGCCGAUCCGUUGUAGGGUUUGUGUGAGGCGCGCCGAUCCGUUGUAGGGGUUUGUGGGGCACGCCAAUCCGUUGUAGGGUUUGUGAGAGGCGCGCCGAUCCGUUGUAGGGUUUGUGUGAGGCGCGCCGAUCCGUUGUAGGGUUUGUGCGAGGCGGGUAGCGGGAGGAAGGGGGAAGACCAUGGCGUUCCUGCAGUGGCGGCGCUUCGCCUUCUUCGACAAAGAGGCGGCGCGGGACCCCGCGGGAGGCGCCGGGGCCUUCGACGGCCUCGCGGCGCUCAACGUCAGCGUGUGCGCCUGCGGCCGCGGGCAGAUGCUGUUCGGGGAUUUCGAAGGGAACAUUCACUUCCUCAAUCGGAGUCUGCAGCUGAGCAGCUUCAAGGCGUACGAACUGCGGGUGUCGCACCUGUACCAGCUGAAGCAACACAACCUGUUCGUGUCGGUGGGGGAAGACGAGCAAGGAAUCAACCCCAUGGUAAAAGUGUGGAAUAUGGACAAACGUGACAAGACGGGCAUCCCACUGUGUUGCCGCAUCUUCAGAGCCAUCCCCAGCAACAAGCCGACCGAAGUGACUUGCCUCGCCAUCCACGAGGGCCUCAACUACAUGGGCAUAGGAUUCACGGACGGCAGCGUGGUACUUAUCAAGGGAGAUAUCACACGUGACCGCCACAGCAAGACACAGGUGGUGCAUGAGAGCACGUACCCCAUCACGGGCCUGGCCUUCCGCCAGGUGGGCAAGGUGAUGCACCUCUUCGUGGUGACCACCGACAACGUGCAGUCAUACGUACUCCAGGCAAAGAUUGAGCGGCACUUGCUGGACCCCCACGGAUGUGCCCUGCGCUGCUCCACGCUCAGCGACCUCUCGCAGGACAAUCAGUUCAUCGUGGCGCGUGACGACUGCGUGUACCUGUACCAGCCCGAGGAGCGUGGGCCCUGCUUCGCCUUCGAGGGAGAGAAACGCCUCGUGUGCUGGUUCCGCGGUUACCUGGUCAUCGUCUCCAAGGAUUCGAAGUCCAUGCCUAGAGCGUCAGGGAGUGGCUUGGACCGGCAAGCGAUGGACAUGCACAUGGUGACGGUGUACGACUUGGAGAACAAGCUGAUUGCCUACUCGGCACCCUUCCCUCACGUGGUGGACGUGCUGGUGGAGUGGGGCUCCCUCUUUGUGUUAACGGGCGACAACAAGCUGGUUGCCCUGCAUGAGAAGGACACGCAGACCAAGCUGGAGAUGCUGUUUAAGAAAAAUCUGUACGUGCUGGCUAUCAGCGUGGCAAAGACUCAACACCUGGACACGGAUGGAUUAGCAGAGAUCUUUCGGCAGUAUGGGGAUCACCUGUACAGCAAGGGAGAUCACGAUGGAGCCAUACAGCAGUACAUAAGGACCAUUGGCAAGUUGGAGCCGUCAUAUGUCAUUCGCAAGUUCUUAGACGCUCAGCGAAUCCACAACUUAACGGCAUACCUACAGGCCCUGCAUCGCCAAUCCCGAGCAAACAAGGACCACACCACGUUGUUGCUCAACUGCUAUACCAAGCUCAAGGACAGCUCUAAGCUGGAAGAGUUCAUAAAGACGAGUGAAGUGGCGUUCGACGUCGAGACGGCCAUCAAGGUGCUCCGCCAGGCAGGAUACUAUGACCAUGCACUCUAUCUGGCUGAGAAGGACGGACAGCACGAGUGGUACCUCAAGAUCCAGCUCGAAGACAUCAAGGACUGCCACAAAGCUCUGGUGUACAUUGCCAAGCUGCCGUUUGAGCAGGCCGAGAGCAACUUGAAGAAGUACGGCAAGACAUUGGUGCAGUACGCCCCAGUGGAGACGACAGGGCUGCUCAAAGUGCUGUGCACGGGGUACCGGCCGCGAGCCGAUCCCCACGGCGGCGACGGGGAUGCCUCUGCCUUCGCGGCAGAAGCCGAAAAGGCAAACCCGGAGGAAUUCAUCCACAUAUAUGCCAAUAACCGGGAGCAGCUGAAAGCAUUUUUGGAGCACAUGGCUGAGGUGCAGCCACGAUGUUCGCAGGGUGUCAACGACACCUUGCUGGAGCUUUACCUGUGCGAUUGGAUGCACGAGACUGAUCCACAGAAAAAAAAGAACCUGGAAAAUGCCACAAUGGCUCUGCUGACGAGCGGAGCGUUCAACAGCAACUUCGACAAGGCCCUCAUUAUGUGUCAGAUGAACAACUUCAAGGAUGGCAUUCUGUUCCUCUACGAGAAGGCACAGCUAUAUCAGCAGAUAGUGCGGUUUCACAUGGAAAGCGAUGACUACCAACGUGUCAUCGAAGCGUGCAAGCGCUACAGUGACCGUGAGAGCUGCCUGUGGGAGCAGGCCCUGGGAUAUUUUGCGCGGAAGGAGGAAAACUGUCGGCCGUUCAUCACGGAGGUGCUACAGCACAUCGACCAAAAUAACCUCAUGCCGCCCCUUCUUGUGGUGCAGACCCUGGCUCACAACUCAACAGCCACACUGGCAGUCAUCAAGGACUACAUCAUCCGGCGGCUACAGUCAGAGUGCGAGCAGAUAGCGGAGGAUGAGCAGUACGUGCGUGGGUAUCGAGAGGAAACGGAGAAGAUCCGUGGCCAUAUUGAGGAGCUGCGCACCAGUGCGAAAAUUUUUCAGGUGACAAAGUGCAGCGUGUGCAAGCAUCCGCUGGAGCUGCCAUCUGUGCACUUCUUGUGCGAGCACGCCUACCACCAGCACUGCUUCGAGGGCUACGCCGAGAGCGAUGCCGAGUGCCCCGCCUGCUUGCCCGAAAACCGCAAGCUACAGGAGCGCAUUCGCGCUCAAGAGCAUUCACGGGAUCUGCACGAGACCUUCCACCACGAGCUGCAGCAUUCAUCGGAUGGCUUCGCUGUCGUGGCCAAAUACUUUGGUCGCGGAGUGUUCAACAAGAUCACGCUGGUGACGGACAGCACGGCAGGGGGCCGGCGGGUACCAGUCGGGGGCGACCCUGUGCUGCAGAGAGAGCUCCUACUCAUGCCGCAGACAGGGCGCAUGCUCUGAAUACCCACACAUCACGCAGCGCCCUGGUACUUGUGUCAUGGCUGUAGGCGCUACGCAUGACAAAAAAAAGCUAAUGCUACAUAUACAGAAUCUGUACAACUUGAGAGAAAUGGAAUUGAAAGUCUGGUGUAGAUAUAAAAGGUGCAUUGAACACGGUGAUAUUGUAUGGCAUGAUUAAAAGUGUAUUUGUACAUAGUGUUAAAUGUCAUUCAUUUGCUUCCAAUACUAUAUUUAACAAGUGUGUAAUAAUGUGCAGACUUUAAAAUAUUAAAACAGCUAAUGCAUUAAUAACGUGAAAUGCGUGCAAUUGUCCUGAUGAAUUAUUAAAUUGUUCAGCUUUUUUUUCAUUGUCAUUACUUUUCAAAAUUGGCAACGAAUAGAAAUUGGCAUGCAGAUACAAAAUGCUAUAUCGUAUUAGAUAAUUAGCAAUUUCAUAAUUCAAUGUAAGCAUCAAAUCAGUGUCAUUUCCUGGGUGUGUAUUUUAUAACCACUGCCAAUUACUUGUUGUUAUUGUCUAUUACGUAACUCGUAUGACUUGAAUGAUGAAAACUUGUUUUAAUUCAAAGUUGGGCAUUUGUUCCUAUUUCAAUUGAAAUUUUACACUCCAGAAAUCCACACGGCACCUGAUCCAGUUCUGGAUGAGGUGCCGAUUUGCACCUCAUCCAGAACUGGAAGCACGGGUUUGUGGAUCACGUCCGUCUGUGAAUCACACAAAGAAGUUAUGCUGCGAGGAGGUCAGUCGUAGAUUGCAGUGCAGGAAAUCAUCCGGGUUGAGCUUUUUGUUAUUCCGUGGAAUGUUAUUUUCUGCGGGUGCUCGGAUUUCCAUACCACAAAUGCGCUCAUUAAAAUUGGCCAAACAUUC
Petromyzon marinus (sea lamprey) is the source of this 4486-nucleotide messenger RNA. Lineage: Eukaryota; Metazoa; Chordata; Hyperoartia; Petromyzontiformes; Petromyzontidae. The record is from RefSeq and is a predicted model, not a curated record.